AUGGAUGGCGAUAUUUAUGUCGAAGCUUGGUUUCCUGACGGGGUGCAGCAUAUCAUCACAACUGGAGGUAGCCAUUACAUCGGGUCAAUCAACGAUUCCACAGUCCUGAAAUAUCCACACAUCAAGGGAACUGGCUGCGAAGCACUCGAUGUAGAAGCCCAAAUUUUAGAGCAUCUUGGCAAACAUCACCGGAUCAUCGCAUUCAAAGGUCGGCACAAGGAUGGUUUGCUUCUAGAAUAUGCGCCGAACGGAACGCUCGAGAGACAUCUUCAACAAGUAGAUUUGCCAGUGAAGGAGAGAAUCCGGCUUGCACGAGAAACUGCUGAAGGGGUUGUGUAUGUCCAUAAGAAGAACGUUCUGAUCUGUGACAUCAACGUUCGGAACGUUCUUCUGGACGCUGAAUUUCAUGUCAAGUUGUGCGAUUUCCAAGGUCGGCUGUUGAGUCCGAAUGGAGAGGUCCUUGUAUCUGGAGGAGCCUCAGAAAAUGCCGAAUCCUAUAAGCCUCGAUGUGACAAGGACUACGCAGACACGAAGACAGACAUCUUCGCUCUCGGGUCAACGAUCUAUUUCAUUAUGACUGGACACAGACCAUACCCAGAGUACGAUACUAUCGACGACGAAGCCAUAUUUGAAGAGCUGUAUCGCAAGGCCAAGUUUCCUCUAUUAAAUGCAUCUCUAGGCGGAAACGUGGUUCAAAACUGUUGGACUGGCAAAUAUCAGUCAGCAGAGGAGGCAGUGAGCGAUCUCUUGCUCUUGGAACAUGCCAUGUGA
Molecule: messenger RNA, 771 nt
Organism: Cadophora gregata
Lineage: Eukaryota; Fungi; Ascomycota; Leotiomycetes; Helotiales; Ploettnerulaceae
Exons: 1
Coding region: 1-771 (256 amino acids)
Biological process (GO): protein phosphorylation
Cellular component (GO): plasma membrane
Molecular function (GO): protein kinase activity; ATP binding
Source: RefSeq, a predicted model, not a curated record